This is a messenger RNA of Symbiodinium natans, 336 nucleotides long. NCBI's taxonomy places the organism in Eukaryota, Dinophyceae, Suessiales, Symbiodiniaceae. The record is from the annotation of a GenBank genome assembly.
AUGGAGGAAGAAUCGGAGGAGGAAACGCCUCAGGUAGACAAGAUGUCAAUUUUGCAGCUUCCGCAGAAGCAACUUGCCAGAGCCAGCUCGCAGCAGAGAUUGGAAGAUCUCUCGGUACGCCAGCUGGGAUAUUGCGUUGCUGGUAUCUGCAAUGUUUGUCUUCCUUCGGACAUCAUUGAGAUUGGCGGCGAAUCCGAGAGCAUCCACAAAGAGUCUGCGGCGAGAUUCAAGAAGCAGAAGAACCGCGAGAAGGAAACGACAUCACUGGAGAAGGCGGUUCUUUUGCAACUGUUCUACAUCUUGGAGUCUCAUUGUUUUGAUCUUUCCAUGUUGUGA